AGGACCCUAGCAUUGUGAGACUUAUUUUGGAUUCAUAGCCCUUAAUAUCCACCCGGUCAGAGCUCAUCAUGUCAAAGUUGAAGAGCUCAGAGUCAGUCCGGGUGGUGGUUCGCUGUCGGCCCAUGAAUGGCAAGGAAAAGGCUGCUUCGUACGACAAGGUAGUGGAUGUGGACGUGAAGCUGGGGCAGGUGUCGGUGAAGAACCCCAAGGGAGUGGCCCAUGAAAUGCCCAAGACCUUCACCUUUGAUGCCGUCUACGACUGGAACGCCAAGCAGUUUGAACUCUACGACGAGACGUUCCGACCACUGGUGGACUCCGUCCUGCAGGGUUUCAAUGGGACGAUUUUUGCUUAUGGACAGACCGGGACUGGGAAAACCUACACAAUGGAAGGAGUCCGCGGCGACCCUGAAAAAAGAGGGGUCAUCCCUAACUCUUUUGAUCACAUCUUCACCCAUAUCUCUCGAUCCCAGAAUCAACAGUACCUGGUCAGGGCUUCUUACUUAGAGAUCUACCAGGAGGAGAUCCGAGAUCUCCUCUCAAAGGAUCAGACCAAAAGGCUCGAGCUCAAGGAGAGGCCGGACACUGGAGUGUACGUGAAAGACCUGUCUUCCUUUGUCACCAAGAGCGUGAAGGAAAUAGAGCACGUGAUGAAUGUGGGGAACCAGAACCGUUCUGUCGGUGCUACCAACAUGAACGAGCACAGUUCCCGUUCGCAUGCAAUUUUUGUCAUCACCAUUGAGUGCAGUGAGGUGGGCCUCGAUGGUGAAAACCAUAUCCGGGUAGGGAAAUUGAACCUUGUAGAUCUUGCUGGCAGCGAACGGCAGGCCAAGACCGGUGCGCAAGGGGAAAGAUUGAAGGAAGCUACCAAGAUCAACCUGUCCCUUUCAGCCUUGGGUAACGUCAUCUCUGCCCUGGUGGAUGGCAAAAGCACUCACAUUCCAUAUCGGGACUCAAAGCUUACCAGGCUCCUCCAAGAUUCUCUCGGUGGCAAUGCUAAAACUGUGAUGGUGGCCAAUGUGGGCCCUGCCUCGUACAACGUAGAAGAGACUCUAACCACUCUGAGAUACGCCAACCGUGCCAAGAACAUUAAGAACAAGCCAAGGGUCAAUGAGGACCCUAAGGAUGCCCUCCUUCGAGAAUUCCAGGAAGAGAUUGCUCGGCUCAAGGCCCAGCUAGAAAAACGGUCCAUUGGCAGAAGGAAGAGGCGAGAGAAGCGGAGGGAAGGUGGUGGCGGGGGUGGGGGUGGGGAAGAGGAGGAGGAGGAGGGAGAAGAGGGUGAGGACGAAGGGGAUGAUAAGGAUGAUUACUGGCGGGAACAGCAAGAAAAACUGGAGAUCGAGAAGCGGGCCAUUGUAGAGGACCACAGCUUGGUUGCAGAGGAGAAGAUGAGGCUGCUGAAGGAGAAGGAGAAAAAGAUGGAGGAUCUGCGGCGGGAGAAGGAUGCUGCCGAGAUGCUGGGCGCCAAAAUCAAGGCCAUGGAGAGUAAGCUGCUUGUUGGAGGAAAAAAUAUAGUAGAUCAUACAAACGAACAGCAGAAAAUCCUGGAGCAGAAACGGCAGGAAAUUGCAGAGCAGAAACGUCGAGAAAGAGAAAUCCAGCAACAGAUGGAAAGCCGCGACGAGGAGACCUUGGAACUGAAAGAGACGUACAGCUCAUUGCAGCAAGAGGUGGACAUCAAGACCAAGAAGCUCAAAAAGCUAUUCUCCAAGCUUCAGGCAGUGAAGGCGGAGAUCCAUGACCUCCAAGAAGAGCACAUCAAGGAGCGGCAGGAGCUGGAACAGACACAGAAUGAGCUCACCCGGGAGCUGAAACUCAAGCAUCUUAUUAUAGAAAACUUCAUCCCUCUGGAAGAAAAAAGUAAAAUUAUGAAUAGAUCCUUCUUUGAUGAAGAGGAAGAUCAUUGGAAAUUACAUCCUAUAACCAGACUGGAGAAUCAACAGAUGAUGAAGCGGCCAGUAUCAGCUGUGGGAUACAAGAGACCAUUGAGCCAGCACGCAAGAAUGUCCAUGAUGAUUCGUCCAGAGGCUCGAUAUAGGGCAGAAAACAUCGUGCUGCUGGAGCUGGACAUGCCCAGCCGGACCACCAGAGACUACGAGGGGCCCGCCAUUGCCCCCAAAGUCCAGGCCGCGUUGGAUGCGGCUCUGCAGGAUGAAGAUGAGAUACAGGUGGACGCAUCAUCCUUUGAAAGCACUGCAAAUAAGAAACCCAAGGCUAGACCUAAAAGUGGAAGGAAGUCGGGAUCCUCCUCCUCUUCCUCAGGAACCCCCGCAUCUCAGCUUUAUCCACAGUCUCGGGGGCUGGUUCCAAAGUAAACCCACUUCCUCCUCUCCCAGAGUAUAAACAACGUUUGCCUUCUGAGAGGAGAGACAAGCAAAAACCCGCAGAGAGGACUCGGGCCCAAACUCAGAACCAUUCCCCUGGGGAGAAGCGAUGGCCUCUUUGCAGAUUAACCAACUUAAUCUGGUUGAAACAUGCUGGUCAUAAUCUGGCACUCAGCUUCUCUGGGAACCGUCCUUUAAUUAGCAUCUCAGAAAUGCAUGGGUAAGGUAAAGCGCGAUAGCCGAAGUGGAAAGCAAGAGAAUGACCAGUGACCUUGCUUCCCUUCUCCCUUGCCUCCUUCUCCUCUCCCUUCCCUUGGCCCCCCACCCUCUCCCCUCUCCUUUCUAGCCUGUUCUUUACACUGGGCUCCCUUCUUGUUGAACAAUAGGGCAGAAUCAGGAGUCACCUUAGCAGGACCAAGUCUUUGGAGGCUCAGGAUAAAAUGAUACUGAGGUUGGAAAGCGAAAGCCCUAGAACUUGAACAGGUGCUUGUUUUUGUAAGUAGAAAUGAGAAAUCUCAUUUGGAGCCAAGCCUCCGAGGGGCAUGGUCCAUGCCCCUCAGUAAGAAGUGGAUCUCCCUCUGGGA
Messenger RNA from Lipotes vexillifer (Yangtze River dolphin), 2905 nucleotides. It is a transcript of the gene KIF3B, whose product is annotated as kinesin family member 3B. NCBI's taxonomy places the organism in Eukaryota, Metazoa, Chordata, Mammalia, Artiodactyla, Lipotidae. Gene Ontology annotation, cellular component: microtubule. Gene Ontology annotation, biological process: microtubule-based movement; mitotic cell cycle. The transcript has 8 exons. The coding region runs from base 69 to 2312 and encodes 747 amino acids. The record is from RefSeq and is a predicted model, not a curated record. Gene Ontology annotation, molecular function: microtubule motor activity; microtubule binding; ATP binding.